CUUCCGUAGUCACAUGAAUGGGUUGUUGUGGUUGUUUUAGUUCAUUUUUUACACCAUGUAGCUGCAGUCCUGGUCGUGUUUUCGUCGCCUUUCUUUCUUAUAACAUACGAUUCGUCCGCUUCUAAAUCUUUCCAGAAACAGUGAAGCGAGAGUGUUUCGGGUUUCUCGGUUAGUCUGAUGAUUGGUGAAGAAUUUCUGCUUCUGCAGCCUAAACUAGACACAUAAUUAGGCUGCUGUUAAGUAGAUUUUUUUUGGUUCUAGUCUGAGUGAGUGAGUUCAGUGGGGCUGUUUCUGGAGCCACGGCUAGUCAUGCUGCGGUGGAUUCUCGGAGGUCGGGAAGCGCAGAGCUCAGUGGAGAAAAGCCCCGUGUUGUGCAUUGGAGAGGAACAGCCCAAAAACUGCUUCACUGAGCUGCAGGUGCUGAAAGGACAUUUUGACAUCGUUCGAUUUCUGGUGCAGAUUGAUGACUUCAGGUUUGCUUCAGCAGGGGAUGACGGCCUUGUUUUGGUGUGGAACAUUGAGACUGGAGAGAGGCUCCAGGAGCUGAGAGGCCACUCCCAGCAGAUCACAGCCAUCACCACCUUCACCUGCAGUAAUGGGUUCACAUCGCUCAUCACCGCCUCCUCAGACCGAAGUCUCAGUUUGUGGGAUCCUGAUACAGGAAACAGAGUGCAGACCAUCUCAGAUCUUCAGUCUUCUGUAAAGUGUUUGCUGGUGCUGGAGCGACUGUCUGUAUGGGUCUCCGGCGGGGAAGAGCUGUGCGUCUGGGACAAAGACUUCCAGCUGCUGUGUCACAGACAAAAGUACAGCGACACUGGAAUAACUGCUCUCAUAGAGCUACCGGAGAACCUCAUCGCAGCUGCUGUGGAUAAAGAGAUAGUGAUCUACAAAUUGGUGGUCUCACCUGAUUCAUCCGUAUCAGUGACUGAUGUCCGCCAUUGCUCUGAGCACCAUGACCAGAUCCGAGCUCUGAUUAACAUCAACGAUGGGAUUUUUGCCAGCGGUUCCCAUGCAGGCGAGUUGAUCUUGUGGGAUUCGACUAAUUUUCAAAAUCUGGCCUAUGAGCACAUCCUGUGGGAGGAGUCGCACCCCAGCAGCCAGACUGAAACAAGGCUGGCUGCUCCCAAACCCAGCGAGAUGUCCAUCCAGCACCUGACCACCAAUGGGAGGCUCAUCCUGGCAGCCGUGGGCAGCGGGCUCUAUGUGUACGACGUUGUGACCAAAGCCGUGGUGGCCUACAGGAAGGCUGCACAUGACUCCGAUGUGCUGCACAUCAUGCUGAUGUCUGACAAUGAGCUGAUGUCGUGCUCUGAAGAUGGCAGCGUGAGGAUGUGGGAGAUCCAAGAUUUGCCUUUGGCUGCUGAACCAGCAUCUGCAGGGUUUUUUGGGAUGUUGACUUUUGGACGGUCAAGCAAACAGUCUGGUCCACAGUCAAAGAAGGUUCUGGAAAUUCCCAACCUGAGGACACUGGAGCUGACUGGAGAUCUGAUUGGACACUCGGGAGCAGUCCAGAUGUUUCUGAGCUUUAAGGAGAAAGGCUUGGUGACGUGCUCAACGGACCACUUGCUGAUUCUGUGGAAGGACGGGGAGAGACAGUCCCGUCUGCGCAGCCAGUUGCUGUUCCAGAAACUGGAGGAGAAUGGAAGACUUUGAUUUUUCACCCUGAAGCCACGGCUUUUUUUCAGGAGAGGAGGAAGAUUAUUGUUGCUCACAUAUCAUAAGACUGUAGUCUACAGAUUGCUUUUUUCAUUCAUUUGUCAACUAGUUAUUUUUCUCCUUUUGAUUGAAGAAAGCUUAAACAAAAAUGGAGUAAAAAACUCUUCAGAAACAGAAAAGCUUUUUCUUUCCAUCAGUGUUUUAGAUCCAUUAAGCUGCUGCUGAAUCCUAUUUGGGGAAAGAAAAAUCCCUGCUGUGAUUUUUACAGGAAAUGAUUGCUAAUUUUCACAUGCUGUUCUUUUUUCAUCUCAAGCCCAGUGUUAUGUUGCAAAAUUCCAGCCACUUAAAUUCAUUAAUCAUUUUACAGCUUCCACGGGUACGGGGGAUGGUGGCAGCAGUCAGAAAUCUCCUCCUAAGUGGUUCUGAGGUUUUAAUUAAAUGCAGCAGCCAGUGCGCCUACAUGUUCACAUAUUAAAUGUAGUGCACUGUAAAUGUGAUUUUGCACAUCUGUUUAUAUGUUCAUGAAAUAAAUCAUAUUUCUCAAAAUGA
Messenger RNA from Girardinichthys multiradiatus, 2205 nucleotides. RefSeq names its product WD repeat domain 41 (gene wdr41). The transcript has 13 exons. Gene Ontology annotation, cellular component: lysosomal membrane. Gene Ontology annotation, molecular function: protein binding. The record is from RefSeq and is a predicted model, not a curated record. Gene Ontology annotation, biological process: regulation of autophagy. The coding region runs from base 310 to 1653 and encodes 447 amino acids. NCBI's taxonomy places the organism in Eukaryota, Metazoa, Chordata, Actinopteri, Cyprinodontiformes, Goodeidae.